This is a messenger RNA of Podarcis lilfordi (Lilford's wall lizard), 330 nucleotides long. The record is from the annotation of a GenBank genome assembly. Lineage: Eukaryota; Metazoa; Chordata; Lepidosauria; Squamata; Lacertidae.
AUGCGGGGCUGGGAUGAUGUCACAGGACCGCACCACGAAGGGAGGCAAUUCAGAGCCGAGCGGUGCCCGAGGGCAGAUUUAGACGUCCUGCAUGGAGGAACGAGGAGGAUCUUGUGUAAAACCAGAGAACUGUCUGAGGACACAUCUGAGGUCAGGCAAGGUGUUGUUGCACGGGUCCGUGGCAAUGAUAUGUCACACAGCUUGGACAGAGAAAUCCUUGAUCAUAACUUGCUGUUGGAUAAUGGUGGACGAUCUCAGGCUACUGGGGUCAGAGUGGUCUUUCGCCCCACUUCUCCAAGCUGCAAUUCCCCAAUAUACACGCUGUCAUAG